Molecule: messenger RNA, 1269 nt
Organism: Fusarium graminearum PH-1
Lineage: Eukaryota; Fungi; Ascomycota; Sordariomycetes; Hypocreales; Nectriaceae
Exons: 3
Coding region: 1-1269 (422 amino acids)
Biological process (GO): protein phosphorylation; regulation of glucose metabolic process
Cellular component (GO): mitochondrion
Molecular function (GO): pyruvate dehydrogenase (acetyl-transferring) kinase activity
Source: RefSeq, a predicted model, not a curated record
AUGAUUACUUCGUCCGCAAGGUCAAUUCGGCAACAUGAUGAAAUUGCGACUCUUGCCCGUCUACACCAACAUCCACUGUGCCUAGCAGACCUGGUGAGACACGGUCGUCCACCUCUUUCAUCCGAAUCUCUCCUCUCCUCCGCCAACUUCGCACUCUCCCUCCUCCCAGUGCGCCUCGCCCACCGUAUCCAAGCUCUACGCAACCUCCCAUACAUCGUCGUCGCGAAUCCAAACAUUUCCCGCAUAUACAACAACUACCUCCACUCUCUGUCCAUCCUCCUCCCAUACUGGCACGCGACCCGCGAAGGACGGCCGAUCUCGACCCAAGAGGAUGAAGUGCACUUCACCAAUGUCCUUGCCGAGCUCGUGGCGACGCAUACGGAUACGAUCCCCAUUCUAGCCAAGGGCUUUCUCGAAUGUCGACGAUACAUAUCUCCCGAGGAGGUAACUCGAUUCCUCGAUCAGCACCUCCGCGCGCGAAUUGGUACACGACUUAUUGCAGAACAACACAUUGCGCUGCACUUUAGCUCCCAGCCGCAUUUCGACCCGAGUGCGAGUCCAACGCCGUGUCCCGAACAUCCUUCAUAUAUCGGAGUUAUUGACACAGCUCUUCGUCCAGCGCAAAUAGUUGAAUCAUGCGCUGGUUUCGUUGCCGAUAUUUGCGAGCUCCGUUAUGGCGUACGGCCCCUUCUCUACAUUCGCGGCGAACCAGACACGACCUUUGCAUUCGUGCCUAUGCAUCUCGAAUACAUCGUCACUGAGCUUCUCAAGAACGCCUUCCGCGCUACUAUCGAGAACAGGUCCAACGAACCCGUUAUCGUCACCAUCGCUCCAGAGCCAGCUCUACCUAAAGAAUCUUCGACGUCCACUACAAGUCCAUCGGCAGAGAACAAACAAAGUGACACAAAUAGUGACGGCAUUCGUCCUCUCGAUGACAACGCUCCGGGUGUAACAAUCCGUAUCCGCGACCGCGGUGGCGGCAUCCCGCCAGAGGUCACCCCAAAUAUUUGGUCAUACUCGUUUACAACUUUCUCCGACGACGUCGACGACUUCCCUGGAGACGCCAACGGCAAUGAUGGUGGGCUCAGCGCCAUAUCAACCGCCAGCACCGGUGGCAGCUCCAUCGCCGGUCUUGGCUACGGAUUACCCCUAAGCAGGGCGUAUGCGGAAUAUUUUGGUGGAGGAAUUGCGGUACAGAGCCUGUAUGGGUGGGGAACAGAUGUGUACUUGCGUUUGAAGGGCGUCGGAAACUUGGAUAAGCAGCAGUAG